This is a messenger RNA of Echinostoma caproni, 669 nucleotides long. Lineage: Eukaryota; Metazoa; Platyhelminthes; Trematoda; Plagiorchiida; Echinostomatidae. The record is from the annotation of a GenBank genome assembly.
AUGGAUGAUCACCGCGCCCUACCACCAACAGGCCAAGUUGCUUGUACACAUCAUUUUCAUAGAACGACUCAAAUUAUCAACAUUAGACUUCCAAAAUGGAUGUUUGAUGUGCUCACAAAACAUCUUAAGGUGAAAGUGAGAGGACUCUAUUCUGAGGUUCAGGUUCCAGUGAACAACAUCGACCUGCGAAAGUCGUCCAUUCCCGUAGCUCGUCCACUACCCGAUCAGGGUGUCAUGAAGGAGCCUGGAUUGACAAAACUAUCCAAAACACGGAGCGACUCCCGCAGCUGGUUAAACGGAUGGCGAAAGACGCGCGGCAUCACGGAACACACGGAACAGAAAAGUACUGUGGACAACCCGGACCAGGGGGAGGAGUAUCUGUCCAAACGAAGACAAACCGUGAUCGAGGGCACGCAUUUGGAUCAAGUGGGACAAGAAAAUUGGCAAAGCAAACCACGCCGUCGUUCCAGUCUACUCCCGGCGCGAAUGCAAAAGUUGUUUGGUCCGAAAGAAUCAGAACUAUCACGACCAGCGUUGUUUGAUUUGCGUAAUCGCAGAUCGGUUCAAUCAGGCAGUCAGAACGAUUCACAGCCGCUCAAUGUUGACGGUACUGUUGAUGAUGUGUUAUUGUAUGUCAAAACCCUUCCCAGAGUACCACUAUCUUUGUAG